CCGGCGUACGGGGCCAGGCUUCCCCUCGAAGGAAUCGACCCCAUCACCUUCCUCCUCUUUAUCUCGUAGCCGCCGCCGCCGCAAACCCUAACCCGAGUUCCGAUCUGGUUCGACGACGACGACGGCGGCGGCGAGGGAGGAAGGCAGAUCUGAGGAGAUCCGACGGCGGGGGAGAAGGGGGAGAUGGUGGUGAACAGCCGGCCGCUGAAGAGGGCGAGGACGCGGGUGGAGGCCAGGGACUUCGCUGGGUUCCCGCCGGCGGGGGACGGCGGGGCUGCCGGGACGUUCCGGGAGGCGGUGAGGGGGUUCCUCGCGAGGUACGCGCGGCUGCUGCCUCUCCCCUCUAUCUUCUCGCCGGCGGCCGCCGCGGCACCGCCGCAUCUGUUGACGUGGAGGGUGUCGCUGCGGGUCGGCGAGGAGGGGGACGAGGAGGGCGGCGGCGGCGCCGUGGAGCUCAACGUCGUUGAGGAGGAUGUGCUCCGAUCGCGAUCUGUGUAUUGUGACCAGUGCAGAGUCGUGGGAUGGAGUGGUCACCCGGUCUGUGGGAAGCGGUACCAUUUCAUCAUCGAGAACGACAACAACCAGGUGUGCGGCAAGCGCCACAGCUGCUGCCUCCGCUGCGGGACUCCCACAGUCGCUGGAGAAUCAAGAUGCCUCCUAUGCAACUUUGAUAUGGAUGGCGAGGAGCUGGAGGAGUGCGGGUACAUGCAUCUGGACGACAACACCCACCUGCUGCACGCUGUGGUGCAUGCAAAUGGUUAUGGCCACCUUCUGAGGGUAAAUGGCCGUGAAGGUGGCUCAAGAUGUCUCACGGGCCGUGACAUAAUGAGUUUCUGGGAUCGCUUGUGCAAGGUGCUACAUGUGAGGAAAGUAACUGUCAUGGACAUAUCCAAGAAGCAUGGAAUGGAAUACAGGCUUCUGCAUGCCAUCACAAGUGGCCAUCCUUGGUAUGGUGAAUGGGGAUACAAGUUUGGCGCUGGUAGCUUUGCACUAACCUCAGAUACUUACCAAGAGGCAGUGGAUACGCUUUCCGGUAUACAACUCGCGUUGUACUUCUCACAUCGCCAGCCCAUUCGGACCCCUCUGCAGAACACGAUUGCUCUGUACUGGGCACUCUCUGAUCGCCAGCUUGUGACUGUUCGGGACCUCUUCCGGUUCAUAAUGCACCUGCUUCAUCAAGCACGCAAGAAGAACGAGACAUCAAAACCCACAACUGAUGAACACAAAGAAGUUGCAUCUAAUGUGCUCUGCAAGUGGACAAAGGAAGAUAUUGAUCGGGCAGAAACUGCAAUGCUCAAGGUCCUACGGGUUGUUCAGCCUGGACAGUGGGUAUCAUGGCGUGCACUUCGGGGAGCUGCAUCGAAGGCUGUUGAUUCACAGGAGCUACUUGACUAUUCUCUUCGAGGACUGGGUGGAAAACUGAUGGACGAUGGCCAUUUCAUAGCUGUCCGCUGCAAUGCUGAGACGAGUGCAAUUGAAUACAGGCUGGAAGAUAACUCCAACCAGUCAGUUGAUGCGGCUGCGUUUGGGCCUUCUGUUGAUCAUCUUCUGCACGAUCUGAAGUUCCUCUAUAACGCUUUGCUGAACCCAGAAACCAUGUUGGCUUCACAGCCAGAGGUUAUAGGUGCAUCAUCACACAGUGCAGCAGCAAAGAUUCUCGACUGCAAGCAGUUCAUCAAACAUUACGAUCAGCACACCCCACGGGCUCCUUUGAACCCAUUCCUACUUUCUGUGAGGUGUUCCAUUGAACUUCUUGAUCACCCAAAAGACUACACUGCACCACCGGUGGAACUAGUGCUUUUACCAGCAAGUGCUACCCUUGCUGAACUGAAAAUACAGGCUACAAGGGCCUUUCAAGAAACAUACCUCAUGUUCCAAAGCUACCAGGUUGAACAGCUCCCUGACUUCCCAAAUUUUAGUGACACAACCCUCGUGAAGCAUGUGCUUGGCUCAAGCCAGCUCGUGAGGGUAAGAGGAAGGUGCACUGGGGAUAACCGAAGAAUUGUGCAAUUCAGGAUGGAAAGGGGGUUGGAGAACUGGACGGUCGACUGCACCUGUGGAGCCAAGGACGAUGAUGGCGAGAGGAUGCUUGCAUGUGAUGUUUGUGGAGUUUGGCAACACACCAGGUGUUCAGGGAUUAGUGAUUUUGAUGAUGUCCCUGAGAAGUUCAUCUGCAGGAAGUGUGCUAGUCCACGCAGAGGAAAGGGUCGUGGUGGUGGAGGUGGCAAUGGUGGUAGCAGAAUGGAUGUGAGCGCUGCAGGGAGGUGCAAGGAUGAGAUAGGAUCAUCUGUUGGCGGUGCAGGCAAAUUUGGGCGCAUGGCAACUGUUGGAUGACUGUACAUAAUGUGUGAAAUGUAAAUACUGAGGGGAGAGUGGGGAGUAGCACCUGAGGCCUGUGUGAACCUUCAUGGAAUCUUGUCUUUCUGACCAGUGAUAUGAUGUUAAUCUAUCCUCCUUGGAAGCAAUCCUUUCUCAGAA
Molecule: messenger RNA, 2478 nt
Organism: Oryza sativa Japonica Group (Japanese rice)
Lineage: Eukaryota; Viridiplantae; Streptophyta; Magnoliopsida; Poales; Poaceae
Product: PHD finger protein At1g33420
Source: RefSeq, a predicted model, not a curated record